GGCAGUUGGUCUUCGCCGCUUCGGUCGCGAUAUUUCUGUAUCUUUUCUCCCAGCUUCCUCUCUGUCCACCGCCGACAGCCUCGGGUGUCUUAUGCUUGCCCUAUUCUGGAUGCAAAAGUUCAACGAGAAGGGCGUGUUGUGUGCUUGAAUGUAUGUUAUGCUUAUUGCAAGAUUAAGCGUCAGGAGAUGAUUGUCGACGAUAAGACAGAAUAUUGUGUGAAAGCUUUGAUCAUCCUUGCUUUUCAAGGUGGUUUCGGUCCGAGUUUCGGAUUAUUUUCCGGGAUGAUCCCAGACCGUGUACCGGCUAUGCAAAUUCCCAUCACGGACCGAAGUUUCGGACCAUCCGAGAUACCAUUGGACGACACUAUGGCAGCUACGGAGGUCGACAGCAAAGUCAAGACUAAAUUGCUCUCCAUGUGGAACAAUGUUAAAUAUGGGUGGACUGUGAAGAUAAAGACAAACUUCUCUAAGGAAUCUCCAGUAUGGUUACUGGGUCAAUGUUAUCUGAAAAAAUCGGAGGAUCCUUUGGAAAGGGCGUCGGAAGCUCUAGAGCCAGUUGGAACAGGGAGUCAGGUUUCCUUGGCGAUGGACGCCACCAAUUUCGAGAACACGAUAGAGGAAUUUAAGAGAGACUUUGUAUCGCGUAUCUGGUUAACGUACAGGCGAGAAUUUCAGAUAUUGAAUGGCUCCACUUUCACCACAGACUGCGGCUGGGGCUGCAUGUUGCGCAGUGGACAAAUGAUGCUAGCGCAAGCGUUGGUUUGUCAUUUCCUCGGACGAGAAUGGAGAUGGCGGCCGGAACAACCGAUCGAGACUCUUCAACAGAGGCUGGACGACCGCAAUCAUCGAAUGAUUAUCAAAUGGUUCGGCGAUCAAUCAGAAUCUCCGUUUUCCAUACAUAGGCUGGUACUAUUGGGUGCCUCUGCGGGAAAACGCGCGGGUGACUGGUAUGGCCCUUCCUCGGUCGCGCAUCUCUUGAGUCAAGCUGUGGAAUGCGCCAGCAAGCAAUCCAAUAGCAACUUCGAUCACUUGGCGGUAUACGUUGCUCAGGAUUGUGCAGUGUAUCUACAAGACGUCGAGAAUAUUUGUCGCACUCCUGAUGGUAAAUGGAAGGCGCUGGUGCUAUUGGUGCCUCUACGACUUGGCGCUGACAAGUUGAAUCCCGUCUACGCACCCUGUCUAACAUCGUUGCUAACCUUGGAUACGUGCAUCGGCGUGAUUGGCGGUAGACCGCGACACUCGCUCUAUUUUAUUGGCUAUCAGGACGAUAAAUUGAUUCAUUUAGAUCCGCAUUAUUGUCAGGAGACCGUAGAUGUGUGGAAAAAUGAUUUUUCAUUGACAAGCUUCCAUUGCACGUCGCCAAGAAAGAUGUUGCUCUCAAAAAUGGAUCCUAGUUGUUGCGUAGGCUUCUACUUUCCCAAUAAGGAGGCGCUCACCGACUUUAUGGAAACGAUUCAACGAUUUGUGAUACCGAAUCAGAAGACGAACUAUCCAAUGUUUCUGUUCUGCGAGGGAAGCGGCAAGGAUCUCCAGCAUGGUAUCGAGGUCGUGGAAGGUCUCUUGCCGUCAACGAGUCCAUUCGUCGAUCGCGAAACACUGGAGGACGAUUUGUAUGAGUCUGAAGAAUUUGAGUUGUUACAAUAAGAUAAAAGAAGGGAGCGAAAGAGAACAAACAAAUGAUAUUUAAACAAAUAUCGAGGAUACUUUCGCGAAAAUAUCUUUAUUCAUAAGCGUCCAAUAUUUCUUCGCAACGAUGCUCUUUAUAUCCGCUCCUCUAUAGCGAAAAUGUAAGAAAACAUCAUAGUAAGCGCGAGUCGAAUAUAUUAUGUCGGAAAGGUAUGCGAAGAACAGCGCAUCUCCAGGAUCUCAAUGCGUGUUUGAAGAUAAAAUUCUAGUUUCACGCAAUGACCAGCUGUUGUUAUUUACGAGAUAAAAAAGAAAGAGCAAGAUAUUAUUCCCGACGAUGAUUCUAGUACAACUUAAUCGAUUAAGCUGACUGUAUAUUUUUUCGAUCAUAUAAUAUGUAUAUAUUAUGCGCAAUGAGAAUGCACAAUUUUUCUCAUCCGAUUAUACACAAUGUCGAAAUUCUCAUUCAUCAUUUUAUUACUCCUUAGUAAUAAUUAACUUGAUAUAACUUAAUAUCGCAUAAUAAUUCAUUAAUAAUCAUAUUUAUUUAUUUCGCAUUGCAUAAUUUCGUGUUAAGCACGACGUUCGUAGAUCAUAACUCCUUGAUUGUAUAUUGAAACAGUUUUGCGACGAUGGACAUCACAAAUUGUAUUUAAUUUAAAUCGAACACAUUUUGUGAUAUUUAAGUUUAACAAGUGAUAACAAGUUUUUACUAAAUUGUUUCUAAAAUAUAUGGAACGAAAAUCCCACGCGGAUAUUUAAAUGUGACAAUUCUCACAAGUCUGAUUUACUUAAAGGAAAAUAUAAUAAUGCAUUAAUUAUUUAGUUAAUUUAUUUUUACGACUGAAUAAGUCCUGAGUAAUUUUUGCUUUGAGAAAGGAAUAACGAGGGAUUCGUUAGUAAUGUGAAUACAUACAGGGUGAAGCAGCUAAUAGUGUACGCCUAAAUAUCCGUCUAAGAAAGAUCUGACACAUCUGUAUCUAUUUAUAUAUCUAUAAAUAAAAGAAUUGAAAUUUAAAAAUACAUACUUAACGAGAUCUCGAUGAAAUUUUUGAAAUUUCAAACAUUUUAACUCUGGGCGAAUUUUUUCCUUGUUACUAUGUAAUCCUAUCUUUAAAUAUUAUUUUAUCUUUAAAAAUAUUCCCGCAAAUUUUCGAUAGCGUGACAAAAAUAUUCAAAGUAGAAGAGAAUAGAAUAGGAUAGAAUAGAAAAUUAUUAAUUUUUCGUGCUCCGAAAUUAUUCAAGGAUUAAAAGGAAAAGAAAAGUAAGCAGAAUAUAUUCAAGUGU
Camponotus floridanus (Florida carpenter ant) is the source of this 2913-nucleotide messenger RNA. RefSeq names its product cysteine protease ATG4D (gene Atg4b). The record is from RefSeq and is a predicted model, not a curated record. Gene Ontology annotation, molecular function: protein-phosphatidylethanolamide deconjugating activity. NCBI's taxonomy places the organism in Eukaryota, Metazoa, Arthropoda, Insecta, Hymenoptera, Formicidae. Bases 187 to 1644 code for a protein of 485 amino acids. The transcript has 7 exons.